Messenger RNA from Strongylocentrotus purpuratus (purple sea urchin), 5585 nucleotides. RefSeq names its product peroxisome proliferator-activated receptor gamma coactivator-related protein 1-like. Gene Ontology annotation, cellular component: nucleus. The record is from RefSeq and is a predicted model, not a curated record. Bases 13 to 2448 code for a protein of 811 amino acids. Lineage: Eukaryota; Metazoa; Echinodermata; Echinoidea; Camarodonta; Strongylocentrotidae. The transcript has 9 exons. Gene Ontology annotation, biological process: positive regulation of transcription by RNA polymerase II. Gene Ontology annotation, molecular function: transcription factor binding; RNA binding.
CGACCUGUGGGAAUGGCCCAAGUAAAUCGGUCUUUUGAAUUUGGAGAUCCCCCUGGUGGGGGUAGAGAAUGGCACCGACUAAUGCAGAACGAAGGAUAUGACUUGAGCAAGUUUGAACUGGUUGCAGUGCCAGAGGAGUUUUCAGAUGCAUCGGGCCCAGACCAGAUCGGCCACUGCGGUCUCUUGGAGUACGACGGAGUCCUGGAUGUAGAGGGUAGCGAUAGCGAGGCAUCAUGUCUUGACCCUGGUGAAGGAUUCAAUGUAACCAUUGAGCAUGUAGGAGACGACCUGGGUCAUGGGUCAGGACUUGUCCACCUGCUGGAAGUGCCUCCUAACCUGGGUGAAACCAAACAUUACCAUAGAGAUGACAUCCUAGAUGUCGGAAUUGAAGCAUGCGAUCUGAAAAGUCUUCUGGAGCAGUUUGAAGAGAUUGAGCAGCCACAGACAAACCCCAAACAGAUGGCUGUCCCCAAACCCCAACCCCAACCCCAACCCCAACCCCAACCCCAACCCCAACCCAAAUCCAACCCAGUGCCUCUACUAGUACCCCUAACAACAUCUCAACCAGCACCUCAACCAGUACCCCCACCAGUAUCUCAACCUGCACAAAAGGAACCAACAAGGUAUAAAAUCAUUACAUCAACGAAGGAGCUUCCAAACCCUGCUGAUAUCAUUAAGAAGAUUAUGCCAGUGAAGAGGAAACGAGCCAUCCUCCUCGACCCUGAGGCCUCGCCGUUCAAGAAAACCAAGCCCAAGCAACAGAACCCAGAAGUCAACAAGGCCAUUAAUCUAGCCAAGAGCACCCAUUCAUUAUCCCCUAUCCCGUUUAACCUCAAGAACCUGAUUCCUGCUCCCAAGUACCUCAGCAUGGAGCAUGACUACUGCAUGAGUCCCGCUUCAGAGAAGAGCACAGCGUCCGAUCUGUCCAACGAAAUGUCCAAAGAGCAAAGAAGAGCCUACUACAAGUAUAAGUACAGAGUCAAGAAGAAACCGGAUGGAGUGGACAGCCCGCAGUCAAAGUGUUCAUCCGUGAGCAGUUCACCUAUCAGUGUGUCCCCCGCUAGCUUGUCACCGAAUCCUGGUGUAGUUGAAGUCGUCAGCGACGGGAAGGUGCCCAAGGCCACUGUGCCAACUCCUGGAGCGGUCGUGCCUCUGUUUGACAAGAUACCGGGGUACUUCUCAAAGAAGCUCUUAGUGGGAAUGUACCGUGAAAUAGACAAUGAGAACCCCUCCAAGCCAGUGCAUCAGGGAUACGACCAGAAUAUUUUUGUGAGCAGUGAGAACGAUGGUGGAAGAGUGGAAGAACCAAGGAUGGAGAGGCCGAGUAGGCCGCAGGUCCGACGACAUCAUCGUCGCUCGUACCGUGAUUCACGGAGGAAAAACUCCUUGUCUUCACAGUCUGAUAGUUCAUAUUGCAGCUCGUGUUCUGAACAUUCCCCUCAUCCAGAAGAAAAUGAUCUAGAACAAGAAAACCAAUCUAGAAAUCGAAACACUGUUGUGCGGAGAAAGCGGCGAACAAGAGAGAGUAUCUGUUCUGCACGGUCAAGUGACUCACGAUCCCCUUCGUACUCGCGCUCUAGGUCGCCAUCCUAUUCAUCCUACAGUGGUUAUGAUUCACGAGGACAGUCACGUUCAAUUUCCAGAUCUAGGUCACGUUCCUUUUCAAGAUCGAGAUCACGAUCAUUUUCUAGAUCCCCCUCUUUUUCAAGAUCACGUUCAAGAUCUCGAUCUUAUUCUCGCUCGAGAUCGAGAUCACGAUCACGUUCAAGGUCCCCCAGAGACUACAGUAGGAGAUCUAGGUCCUAUUCACGUUCAUUGUCUAGGUCCCCACAAAGAACUCGUAGAUCAUCUAGUAGGAGAUUAAGUAGGGAGUCUCAUUCAAGGUCGAGAGCAAGGUCCAUGUCAAAAUCAAGAUCACGUCAGCAUAGCAGACAUAGAGACAACAACAACAGAUCUCAUUCAAGUAUCAGAACUUAUGAUCCACUGGGUGACAGCAAGGAAGUCAAGUAUACAGAUGAGCAGCUGCAAGAAUUUGACGAGAGACGUGUUGUGUACAUAGGUAACAUUGAAGAGGACACAUCCAGGAAGGACUUGAUGAAGCAGUUCUCGCGGUUCGGUCCUGUAGACAAGAUCCAGCUCUACUUCAGGGAUGACAUGGAUAACUAUGGAUUUAUUACGUUUCGCUACAAGUGCGAUGCUGUUGCUGCCAUCACAUCUGGACAUGACCCUAAUUGGCCCAAAUAUGAGCUCUGCUUUGGAGGAAGAAGAAAGUUCUGCAUGAAGAAAUAUGAAGACCUGGAUUCCUUGAACAAAGUAUCGUCGGAGCUUGAUUAUGGUUACCAUGACAACGGAGAAGGGAAAGAGGAUGACGAAGUAGACGCACCAGAAGAGAGUGAAUUUGAUAAACUUCUCAAGGCAGCAAUGAAGAAUAAGAACAAAUCAAGAUAAUGAUUGGAGAAAGUUUUGUUUCAUUGUUUCAUUUCCAUUUUUUUUUUUUUUUUUUUGGGGGGGGGGGGGAGAGAAUUGGAGAACUUAUGUGUUGCACAUGAAUCGAUUAUUAAGGAUCAUGUGUUCUGGUUUCUUGUGGUAGGAUGAGUAAUUUAUCUUCUCUUAAAAGUGUUCACAAAAUGAUUUAAAAAUUGAUACAGACAACAAAGUUGUGUUUCGCUGUUGCUACAGGUUGGCAAAGUGCUUCAUAGCAAAGAGUUGAAUUAUUUUAGAAAUCAAGAUGAAGACAAUUCAAAAGUGAAUUUAAGUUGAGCUGUGGUGUUACAUUGUACUGGUAAGAACCAGGUACCUUUUUCAGGAAAAAACAAACAAAGGGGCAUUACCAUGCAUAUUUAUUGUUUUCACUCUGGAGCUGUUGUGAAAUAUGCUGCAGUGUUGUUACUCUGCUUAUUUGAAGUUGAUGGUCAGAAAAGUUGAUGGUAGAUGAUCAUUCAAUCGAAAAAUUGCUCCUUGUUGGUUACUGUUAGUGUUGUGAAAGGGCACAGAUUUUCUUUGGAAUUGUUUUCAAAAAAUACACCAGAGUGGUAAAAUAUUCCUUAAAUGAGUCACUUCGGUGAUAAAGGUUAGUCUCUCAUUUUGUUUGCUUCAGUGUACGCAUGUCAAUAUACAGUGCAUGUUUCUUGUAACAAGACUGGGCCAAUUUCUUAUCACUUUGAUAAUUACAACAAAAAAGUUCACAGUAUACACCAAUGCUUAUUGUGCUACAUUAUCAAGCUUUUCCAAUGCUUCCGCACAGAUUCUUUCACAAGGCAACUGCAUGACCAGAACCCAACUUUAUCUUAAAUAUAGACCGUCUUACACCUCCAAUCAAUCGCAAGUUUGCAAUUUCCUAUCUUUUAUGUACAUAGUUGCGAUUGAUAUCAACUCUUUGUAAUACAGGGCCCUGAUUUCAGGCGGUAUGUUUGCUCUCCAAUACUUGUGAUUCUACUAACACCACUAGCACCACUUGUAAAUCACCCUUUGUGUAGAAUACAAACACAUAAUAUGGUUUGAAUUCCCUCCCAUUAGAAGUGAAAGCAGCAGAAAUAUAUACAAGGCCAGUAUUGUGCUUAUGCUGGUAGAUUUUACAGGGUGUUCAAAAAAAGUCCUUGUUCAAGGGCUCUUAAAUUCUCAAAUGCAGCCUAUUGCAAUCUGAGCCAUUAUAUAAAGUAUUUUCAGACAUGUUUUAUUACUAAUAUUGCAUUACAUUUGUUGGUUGAGAAUGAAAAUUAAGCUAUUGCCGAUUUUCAAACCUUUACAACAAUACUUCAAACUUGCGACUGUUGCAUGUUUAAACCUCUCACGGACCACCCUGUGUUCAUGUUUUUGAAAGAAGCCUAUCAUUCUACUAAGAUUCUAGAAUAAGGUGUUUUAUUUUUGUAUGUAGCAAUGCAGAUAUCAAGGGAAAGUGUCCCUUUAAUAUCAUGCAGAAUAGAUUCAGUACUUAUUUUUUUUAAUAAUUAGCAAUGUUCAACAUUGAAGAAGAAAAAAUGUGAGAUGUAGUUUAAAAGCAAGGAUUGCCAAAAGAAAGAUAUAAAUUUUUGAAAAUAAAUGUUCAUUGAAGUGAGCUUGUAAGACUAAUUCACUUCAGGUGUAGUUAAUACCUUAAGAAAAUCAAAAUGCAGCUUUAAUUUGUAUGUUUCUGCCCAGAAUUACAGUGCAUGAAACCUUUAUUUUAUAUAGAUCAAUAUGGCAAUAAGUUUAUGAUUGUAUUUGCUUGAAAGGUGAGAGCUCAUUUCUCAAUAAUUUCAAUUUUUGUGGAAAUUUUUUCCAAACAGUUGGUAAUACUUGUAUAAUAAAUAUUGAGUAUGAAUUACUUUGAAAGCACAUGAAAAUUUUUAUAACUUGACAUUAUAUAAAAAAUGAUAUAAAUGUCUUCAAUUCUAUAGUUGCCAAAAUGCUCCAUUGUGUCAAUUGUGUGUGCAUCAAUACUAUGAUGAAUAGUAUCUUUGAAGUUCGAAUCCAUGUUUUUUUUCUUUUAGAACAGGAUUAGACUUCAUUUCAUUUUAAAGACAGAUUAAAAAACAUUUUAGUAUUUCAUUAAACAAGUACCUCUGAUUAAAUAUUAUUUAAAUCUUUCUUUUUUCUUUAUAACUUUUUUUUCCUUUUAACUUUUACAAAAAGUUGGUAUUGUAUGAUCAUGUGCAACUAAUGUGAGAGCUUUAGCAAAGGGUAUGCUGUAAUUUUUAUUUCUAACUUUGUUAAAAAGUUCGUAUUGUAUGAUCAUGUUACAACUAAUUUGAGAGCUUUAGAAAAGCGUAUAAUACGGUACGAUGCAAAAAUCAAAAUUAUGUGACCAUAUCAUUUAUACUGCUGCCAUGCCAUAAGUACAGAUAUUUUUUAUUUGUAUUUGAAUUUCCAUUUGAUUUUUUAUGAAAUACUUCAUUUUUACUUUUAUAAUGUUAAUAUGUUGAGAAGGGUAGAUCUUAUAGAACACACCUAGUAUUAGUUGUUGAUAUGAUGCAGACUUAUAUUAUUUUAGUUAAUAGCCGGUAGUUAUUAUGUAGUAAUGUAGGUAUCUAAGGAGGGAAUAGAUAGAGAAGUAUUUAGAACAGUAAAAUACAGGAAUGAUACUAGCAUUAUAAAUUGUUAAAAUGCUAGAAAAAAAUGGUGGAAAAGGUAAACUAAAUACAAGGAAAGUAUCACAGAAAAAAAUACAUCCUUUGUUGAUGGAAUUUUUUAUCUCAAGAAAAUGAGACCGAGAAUAAAGACUUUGUUGUGAUUGGUGUUGCUUUUUUUUGUCCCCCCGGAUCUGUUAAGGAUAAAGUAGAAUAUUCCUAGUUAGUUUUGCUCUCCCUUCUCUCUUUACUAAAAAGUAAUGUCCAUGAAAAGUGAAUUUUCACCCAUGUUCCAUAGUCAUGAAAUUUCUCUUUGAUGUUGCCCAAAGAUGGGUAGAACGCUAUGUAAAAGCAAGGGAAUAGCAUUCGCAUUUGUGCUGUAUAACUAUACAUGUAUAUGCAUAUUUAUCCCAGAGCAUGGUUUUGUGUGGUUGGUUUUACGCUUGUGAAGCAUUAUUAAAUGUGGUUCACCGUCAAGAAGUAUUUAGCCUACCAUGCAUAUGUAUGGUCACAAUAAACAUUAAAAAGCAUUAAAUACUA